AUAUACGUAUUCCAUGCAAUACUGAAAAAAGUAAAAUCAUCGAACGCAUCGAAACGAACGGAAUAUAAACGCGAACGUACGCGUAGAACGUAUUAUUAUUGUUAGCAAAUUUGUAAAAGUCAUAAAGUAUAUUAAAGUGUAUGGCACCGUGGCUGUAGAACUUCCGGCGGAACAGCAUUGUCGCAGAUGAUCACGUGAUCGAAGAUCGACUUCUUCGUUUGUGGCCACGAGGUUUUGUGGUGAAAAUUAAGUUUACCGGGUGGAAAAGGCCCAAUAUUUUUGUAUUUAUGCAAAAAUGCCCUCCAGUAAUCCCUUGCCACCCAAAGAAAAUGCCUUGUUUAAACGAAUUCUGAGGUGUUACGAACAUAAACAAUAUAAAAAUGGGAUAAAGUUUGCAAAGCAAAUUUUAUCAAACCCAAAAUUUAGUGAACAUGGAGAGACCUUGGCAAUGAAAGGUCUCACUCUGAACUGCUUAGGUCGCAAAGAAGAAGCAUAUGAUCAUGUCCGGAGGGGUCUCAGGAAUGAUUUACAGUCACAUGUUUGCUGGCACGUUUACGGACUUCUACAACGCUCGGAUAAGAAAUAUGAUGAAGCCAUCAAGUGUUAUAGAAAUGCUCUUAAAUGGGACAAGGAUAACAUUCAAAUUCUUAGGGACUUAUCGUUGCUUCAAAUUCAAAUGAGGGAUCUGGAGGGCUAUAAGGAUACAAGGUAUCAAUUAUUUAUGUUACGUCCUACACAGCGUGCUUCGUGGAUUGGUUUUGCUAUCUCAUAUCAUUUAUUAAAGGACUAUGAAACAGCACUUAAAAUUUUAGAUACGUUUCGGAAUUCCCCAAUGAUUUGUUAUGAUUACGAGCAUAGUGAAUUGCUAUUGUAUCAAAACAUGGUUAUACAAGAAUCAGGAGAAUGUGAACAAGCAUUGAAACAUCUUGACAAGUAUAGUGAUCAAAUUUGUGAUAAAGUUACUGUAAAAGAAACAUAUGGUAAAUUAAGAUUACAAUUAAAACAAUAUGCAGAAGCAGUUCAGGUUUAUAAGGAACUUUUAAAUAUAAAUCCUGAAAAUACAACUUAUUAUGCUAGGCUAGCAGAGGCUGAAAGACACACUAAACCUGAAGAAACAUUAGCUAUGCUCCAAAGAUACGAAGACUUGUUUCCUCGAGCGCUAGCGCCGCGUCGCUUACAAUUAAAUUAUGCUAUAGGCGAUGAAUUUAAGAUAUUAGUAGACCGGUACUUACGAAGAGGUCUUCAUAAAGGUGUACCACCUCUGUUUGUAAAUCUUCGUUCCUUAUAUAACGAUCAACAAAAAGUUGACACUAUACAGUCUUUGGUUUUGGAAUAUAAGGAGGCGUUAAAAGCUCAUGGGCAUUUUAGUGAUCAAGAGAAAGAUAACCCGCGAGAACCAGCUUCGGCACUGUUAUGGACUUAUUAUUAUUUAGCACAACAUUACGAUCACCUUGGACUUACAGAAAAAGCGUUAAACGAAAUUGAUGCUGCCAUAGAACACACACCUACGCUUAUAGAACUUUUUGUUACCAAAGGUCGCAUUUAUAAGCAUGCUGGUAACGUCCAAGAGGCUUAUAAGUGGUUGGACGAAGCACAAGGAUUAGACACAGCCGAUAGGUAUAUUAAUUCCAAAUGUGCCAAGUAUAUGUUGCGUGCAAAUCUGAUCAAGGAAGCGGAAGAAACUUGUGGCAAGUUUACCAGAGAAGGAGUUUUAGCCAUGGAGAAUCUAAACGAAAUGCAAUGUAUGUGGAUUCAGACAGAAGCCGCUAAUGCUUACAAACGCCUUGGAAAGUACGGGGAAGCGUUAAAGAAAUGCCACGAAGUUGACAGGCAUUUUUCUGAAAUCAUAGAAGAUCAAUUUGACUUUCAUACCUACUGUAUGAGAAAGAUGACUUUGAGGUCCUACGUGGGUCUCCUAAGGUUAGAAGACGUAUUACGGGCUCAUCCGUUUUAUUUUAAAGCAGCAAAAUGUGCAGUGGAGGUUUAUUUACGACUACACGAUGAACCGUUACCAGAUCCGACUCAAGCGCAGGAAAUCGACACCGAACAUCGAUCGAUGAAGAUGAGCGAGCAUUUCAUCUUUGAACAAUCGGCGCAUUAUCGACGUGACACGAACUCACGUUCUCAAAUUAACCAUUCAUUUGCAAUUCCUUGAUACUCUGUGAUCGAG
This is a messenger RNA of Frieseomelitta varia, 2170 nucleotides long. Its product is annotated as N-alpha-acetyltransferase 15, NatA auxiliary subunit. Gene Ontology annotation, cellular component: NatA complex; cytoplasm. Gene Ontology annotation, molecular function: protein-N-terminal amino-acid acetyltransferase activity; protein binding. The transcript has 9 exons. Gene Ontology annotation, biological process: N-terminal peptidyl-methionine acetylation. The record is from RefSeq and is a predicted model, not a curated record. Lineage: Eukaryota; Metazoa; Arthropoda; Insecta; Hymenoptera; Apidae. Bases 296 to 2155 code for a protein of 619 amino acids.